AUGGUUAGACCAUCAGAAACAGCGAUGUUUUUACUCUUAGUGACUUUUGUUGCGCCAUCUUUAGCUUCAAAUAUUUUGUAUCCAGUGGAAAGUGAAAGUCGCGAACUUCGUACUUUACACGGCUUAUGGAACUUCAAAAUAUCUCCACUAUCUAACCAACAGAUCGGGUUUGAUAAAAAAUGGUAUGCAGAGAGAUUCGAAACACUUGGUGAUUAUUGGAAAAUGCCCGUUCCAUCUAGUUACAAUGAUAUUUCUACAAACUCAACCAUACGAGAUUACGUCGGAUGGUCGUGGUAUCAAUAUGAGUUUUAUGUACCAAAAAGAUGGACCGAUGAUCAGCUAAACGUAUUUUUGCGGUUUGGCAGUGUGCAUUUCAAGUCAAUCGUGUGGUUAAAUGGUCAAUUAUGUGUAGAACACGAAGGAGGUCAUUUACCAUUUGUUGGCGAUGCUACUCGUUUUCUUAAAUAUGGUGAAUCUAAUCUAAUUGUCGUUGCUGUAAAUAACACGCUGCGACCGGAUACUAUACCACAAGGAUAUACGAAAUCCCGAACAACACGUACAAGUAUCCAAAAGGUUAUAGAAUAUAUUCUCACGAGUUUGAUUACUUUGAUUAUUCUGGUAUAA
Acyrthosiphon pisum (pea aphid) is the source of this 624-nucleotide messenger RNA. Its product is annotated as beta-glucuronidase. Gene Ontology annotation, biological process: carbohydrate metabolic process. The transcript is spliced from 4 exons. Bases 1 to 624 code for a protein of 207 amino acids. The record is from RefSeq and is a predicted model, not a curated record. Gene Ontology annotation, molecular function: carbohydrate binding; beta-glucuronidase activity. Lineage: Eukaryota; Metazoa; Arthropoda; Insecta; Hemiptera; Aphididae.